GAUACUUCGCUCAAUUGGUGACAGGAGAAUUGGCUUCAGAGAUGAGUUCCACAGACAACCGCGCUAACCAGAAGAAUCCCAACCAUUCUUCAUCGGGGCCAGGACAAGUGUCUGGCUAUUCUGGAACAGGGACAAAAGCAGACCUAGACAACCAUUCGAAUCAGUUAAAUCCUAACAAUGAACGAUUUGGUAAUAAACAGGCAAACAUCAAGGGUCGCAGAAAUCAUCUUAAACAGGUUACACGGGUAAAAGGCUUCAGAUAAAAAAAUGUAACCAGAUACCUUAAGCGCAAAAAAAUGGGAGAUUUUUAACAUAAAGUGAAGUAAAAAGUGU
Molecule: messenger RNA, 333 nt
Organism: Gryllus bimaculatus (two-spotted cricket)
Lineage: Eukaryota; Metazoa; Arthropoda; Insecta; Orthoptera; Gryllidae
Source: the annotation of a GenBank genome assembly